Colletotrichum spaethianum is the source of this 1605-nucleotide messenger RNA. Its product is annotated as CCA tRNA nucleotidyltransferase, mitochondrial. Gene Ontology annotation, molecular function: RNA binding; ATP:3'-cytidine-cytidine-tRNA adenylyltransferase activity. The transcript is spliced from 3 exons. Gene Ontology annotation, biological process: tRNA 3'-terminal CCA addition. The record is from RefSeq and is a predicted model, not a curated record. Bases 1 to 1605 code for a protein of 534 amino acids. NCBI's taxonomy places the organism in Eukaryota, Fungi, Ascomycota, Sordariomycetes, Glomerellales, Glomerellaceae.
AUGGCCGCUACCAGCAGCAACAACGCCGCCACCACUACCGUCGCCCCGAUUAUUCCGCCGAAGCUUAGCCUUACUGCCACAGAGAAACAGUUGAGGGAUCUCCUGGUCGAUGUUGCCGCCUUCAUCGAUGCGGCCGGUCGCUCGCCCGAGCCGCUCGUUCUUCGAUGGGCGGGAGGAUGGGUUCGUGAUAAGCUGCUUGGCAUUGAGAGCCACGACGUCGACACCGCCAUCAAUGUCAUGACCGGCUAUGCCUUCAGUCUAGAGCUCCGUGACUACUGUGCUCAAAAUGAGCAUAUCAAGAAGCACAACAUUGGCCCUGAUGACAUGGGCAGCCUUCACAAAAUUGCUGCCAACCCCGACAAGUCUAAACAUCUCGAAACAGCCACCACACGCAUGUUUGGUCUGGACGUCGAUUUUGUCAACCUGCGCAAGGAGACAUACACCCAAGAAAGCCGCAACCCCACGAUGGAGUUUGGCACUGCAGAGGAAGAUGCUCUGCGCCGAGAUGCCACCAUUAACGCACUCUUCUACAACCUCCAUACUGGUCUGGUGGAGGACUUGACCGGUGGUCUCGCAGACAUGAAAUCUCGUCUGAUUCGCACUCCUAUGGAGCCAUUCCAGACUUUCACUGACGACCCUCUCAGAGUGUUAAGGUUGGUCCGUUUUGCCAGCCGGCUUGACUUUGCCAUAGACCCCACCGCCACUGCCGUCAUGGCCGAUGCCCGCGUCCUAGACGCUCUGAAGCUUAAGAUCAGCCGUGAGAGGGUCGGGGUUGAGAUGGAGAAGAUGCUGAGGGGCAAGCGUCCACGCUGUUCUUUGGACCUCAUCCGGACAUUGGGCUUAUACGAGGCCAUCUUUACGGAUCCGAACAGCAUCAAGCACCCACCGCCGGACCUCUCCAAGUGGCAGUUGGUCUAUGAUCUUUUUGACAGUCUCGUUUGCAAUAAAGCCCUGGGAUCCAUCUACGAUGUUCUCGUCAAGUCUGACGAGGCCGCAUACUACGCUUGGAACCUAGCCGCAGUAAUUCCAUAUUCACACGUGGAGAGGGAAAUGCCCCUACCAAAGUCCAGGGCGACUCUGCCGUUAACAACCUUGGUGGCUCGAGAAGGCAUCAAGGCCCCAAACAAGCUCUGCGAUGUCAUCACUGCUGCGUAUCGCCAUCGACCCGAUAUUGUUGCCUUGAAGCAAGCUGUUUGUGCCAAUGAGUCUGCGGCUACGGAACGAGACACUGUUGGCAUGGCAAUCCGCAAGUGGGAUGGCCAGGGGAGCCACUGGCGCGUCCAGGUUCUCUAUGCCCUGCUCGUCGAAGCCCUAGACAAGCUGCCGUCUGGCUCGGAUGCUGACAGAAUUGAUUUUCUCUCCGGUUGGCAGACGUUCUUAGAUCGUUUGGCGAAGCUGGACGUAAUGGAUGCACCGUCUUUGAAGCGCCGAGUCGACGGCCGGAUGCUGGCCAAGGAGCUCGGAGUUCGCCCAGGUAGGUGGAUGGGGCAAGCCUUGGACGUGUGUGUUGCCUGGCAACUUCGCCAUCCCGACGAGAUGGACCUGGCUGGAGCUAUUGAUGAGGUACGCCGGAGAGCCGGCGAGUUGGGGAUCCAAGGUAUAUGA